AAGUUUCCUCGUUCACGCAACUGUUCACGACGCGUGGAUAUUUUUUUGUUGUAUUUGCGCUUUUAAUAAUCUGUCGUCUUCAGUCAUGGCUUACAAGUUAAUUUUCUGGACUAUUCUUGUUUUCUUCGUAGGCACUGAAGCUCAAAAAAGCCAAUGUGAUUUGAACAAAUUCCAAACCAGUAAUAUUGUACCCACUUUAAUAGCAGCUGUUCCACCAAAUUCUAUACAGAUUGAAUAUCAAGGCCAACCAGUCACUUGCGGCAAUACCUUGACACUGAACCUUACUCGUGAUCGUCCUUCGGUCGUUGACUACAAAGCAGAUGUAAACAAACUAUACACCUUAAUAAUGUUUGAUCCUGACUUUCCAGAUCCAAAGAAUCCAAUAAGUGCCCAUUUUCUGCACUGGCUGAUGGAAAAUAUUCCCGAAAAUUUAGUUAUCAAUGGGGAUACUGUUCUCACGUACUCUCCACCGGCAUCCACUGGUUCUGGUCCUCAUAGACAUAUUUUCCUGGUUUACGAGCAACCCAACAGAGAAAUGUUGAACGACGACGAUAAGAACACAGGUGUAAAGCGAAAUUUUUUCGAUCUCAACCAGUUUGUGAAAGACCGGAAUCUGAAAGGUCCUAUCGCAGGGAAUUUCUUUCUAAGUUUGGAAUGA
Argiope bruennichi is the source of this 658-nucleotide messenger RNA. Its product is annotated as protein D2-like. Bases 86 to 658 code for a protein of 190 amino acids. The record is from RefSeq and is a predicted model, not a curated record. The transcript is spliced from 4 exons. NCBI's taxonomy places the organism in Eukaryota, Metazoa, Arthropoda, Arachnida, Araneae, Araneidae.